GGCGGUACGGGUGUCUUUUUGGAACACGUGGGUGAGCUUGGAGUUGGGUGGACCGCAUUUCGCCGCUGCAGCCAUGGAAGAAGCGAAGCCGAGCCCCGGACAGGCAGUCGAGGCAGAAGCCGGGUCCGAAUGGAACAUUCCGCCCAACGCUCCCGCCUGCAUGGAGCGCCACCUGGACGGGGCCCAUUACCGAACAGAUGGUUCUCUGCUCCUGGGUGCAUCCAGUUUGAGUGGACGUUGCUGGGUUGGUUCUAUUUGGGUAUUCAAAGAUCCGUCAAAAGCUCCUAAUGAAGGCUUUUGUUCUGCGGGUGUUCAAACUGAAGCAGGAAUAGCAGAUCUGAAAUGGGUAGCAGACAAAGGAAUCUUGGUAGCUUCAGAUUCAGGUGCUCUAGAACUUUGGGAGCUGGAUGAGAACGAGACUCUGAUAGUGAACAAAUUCUGUAAAUAUGAGCAUGACGACAUCGUGACGACUGUCAGUGUCCUUUCCAACAACACACAGGCCAUCAGUGGCAGCAAAGAUUUCAGCGUGAAGAUCUGGGAUAUCCCUCAACAAACAGUACUCAGCACAUAUAGAGCUCAUUCUGGUCAAGUGGCCUGUGUGGCCUCCUGCCCCGGAAAAGAUACAGUGUUCCUGUCCUGCGCUGAGGACAACAGGGUUUUACUCUGGGAUACCAGAUCUCCAAAACCAGCAGCUCGAAUCGCCUGCAAUGCCUCUAGUAACCUUUCUACCUCACUGGUAUGGCAUCCACAUCAAAAUGACACUUUCGUAUUGGGUGAUGAAAGUGGGAUGAUCGUACUUAUAGACACAAAGAAUCCAGAUACAGUCAUCAGUUCAGCUGUGCAUUCCCGCAGCAUCACUGGAUUUGCUUUUUCUACACACAGUUCACCUCUGCUGGCUUCUAUCAGUGAAGAUUGUUCCACUGUUGUUCUUGACUCCAGUUUUUCAGAAGUUUUUAGGAAUCGGUCUCAUCGAGACUUCGUAACAGGCUUAUCAUGGUCUCCCUUGAAUAAAAACUCAUUGACAACAAUUGGAUGGGACCAUCAGGUUCUACAUCACACAGUCCCAACGCAGAAUAACCACCGUUCUGGAAAAAACGACAUAAUCACUGCAUAGCUUGUAUUUCCUUGGUCCUUUCCUCUGGAAUGGCUGCUUUUUUUCUUUUUGGGUUAAGUCAUGGAGCUAAGUAUGCUGUUUGCAGCAAAGAACGGUCCUGUAACAAUUUCAAGUUAGAUGAACAGGAGAUGCCUACCAGCAACUUAUUACAUCCAGUCAAAUUCUGCAGGAAACUGAAGUUUUAUAGUGAGAUGCACAAUAAUGCAAAUCGUAAAAGUAUCAACUUCAUUUAAUUUUUGUUCAGUGAUACUUCAUACAACCUCCAGAGUUGUGGAGAUGCGUGUUUUUCUUUGUGUAUUUUUCUUUUAAUGUGGAAUAAAUGUUGCAGAGCUUUCUGGACUUGCCUGCCAGAUUUUAAUUGAAAGGUAACAGUUAUGAUUUAACAUACUCAGUUCACAUUUGCUUUUAUAGCAUAUAUUUCAACACAGUUGUGAAUGCUUGAAUUUGGCAUAUUCUAGUUGGGGAAUCCUCUGGUAUGCAACAAAAAAAAUAUCUCCAGUUGCCAUUCCUGAUACAGAAUUUCUUAUACUUUCAACUGAAUAAUAAAAUCCAAGAGUUUUCUUCAAUUUCUGUUUCUUGAACAGCAACUCUUUCCACGGACCUCUAGCAUACAUUGUAGACAAAACAUCACCUGUAACAAUAGCAAGAUGCAUACAAAAUAAUUUUUGGCUUAACUUUAGGAUGUACCAUUUAAAAGGAGGAGGACACAAAAGUUGGAAAAAGUUGGUUCAAAAAAAUACUCUGCAUAAGAUACCUUUUUUGGUCUUGGCCCAGCCUUUUAAACUACCUUUUUUCCACAUCUUUCCCUAAAGAGCGGCUGCUUCAGAAAGUCACAUUAGUUAGAACUUCCAUCUGUUUUUUCAGCUGAUGUAUACUUAAUUUUUCAUUCUGCUUUUUUUCCCCAGUCUUUGAUGAGUAAUACGACCAAAAAAAGGGGGGGGUAUUCUUGUAAGUUCUGGUAAGCUUGAAAGGAAAUGUAGUUUGCUUUUAAGUUGCCUUACAAUCCUCAUUAGAAAAGCCUUCCCAAGUGGGCUUUCUCCAGAAACACUGAGAUUGCACUUCCCAUAGUUCCAGGAUAUGCUGCCUAAGAAUUCUGGGGAUAACAGGGCAUUAGCUUAGGGGAAGCUGCUCUAGAGACUCUUCUGCAUGUUCCUUUACUUUGCUACUUGGCAGGAAGACUUUGGAGAUGUUUACGACUCAUGUUUUGGUUGAGCAUUUGGAAAUGCAGGGAGGGAGGAGAGAGAGCCUCACUGAAUCUGAUUGCUUUAAUUUAGAUUGUAUAACACAGCCGGGUAAACGUGCAUCUGAAUGGAAAAAGGAAAUUGGGUAUUCUGAAAUUAUCAAACAUUCCAGGAUUCCUUUGGUGUAAAUCAGGUUUGAAGUCUUGCAAACUCCUACUGGGCGCAUUUCUUCAGUAGGAGCUUUCACUUUUUGGGGAAGGCGUAGAAACAGACAAGUUUGGUGUGAAAUCUUAGCUGUUGGUGUUGUCCACAGUUGAUUUCUAAACAAGUAGGCUUUUGUACAUGCAAUGUAUUUUUUUUCACUGUAUUCAGGCCCAAAUUCCAUCAUGGAAUAAAAGUUGUAAAGUAGGCAUGUUGAUGUGGCACAUCAUGGUUUUGUAAUGAGAUGCUAGUAGAACUUCUGGAGAAGGUAGAGAAAUGUUAUAGUUAUUUGAUGUUCUUAACAAGUGCUAUUCCAUGACUUCUGCGGAAUACGAAAUGCAUGAUGGCCAUACUCAAAUGGAAGGCAGUUUUUAAAAUAAACUACUUCAUUUUUAAA
Candoia aspera is the source of this 2893-nucleotide messenger RNA. It is a transcript of the gene WDR77, whose product is annotated as WD repeat domain 77. The transcript has 10 exons. The record is from RefSeq and is a predicted model, not a curated record. Gene Ontology annotation, molecular function: protein binding. Gene Ontology annotation, cellular component: methylosome. NCBI's taxonomy places the organism in Eukaryota, Metazoa, Chordata, Lepidosauria, Squamata, Candoiidae. The coding region runs from base 74 to 1114 and encodes 346 amino acids. Gene Ontology annotation, biological process: oocyte axis specification.